Populus trichocarpa (black cottonwood) is the source of this 1357-nucleotide messenger RNA. Its product is annotated as major pollen allergen Ole e 10. The coding region runs from base 778 to 1182 and encodes 134 amino acids. The record is from RefSeq and is a predicted model, not a curated record. The transcript has 4 exons. NCBI's taxonomy places the organism in Eukaryota, Viridiplantae, Streptophyta, Magnoliopsida, Malpighiales, Salicaceae.
CGUGAGCAAAACAUUUCAUCUAUCCACUCAAUAGCUAAACAUUCUUUCCUUCCUUAUUAGAACAUUUGAUGUCCGUAUGCAUCAGUGGAGGUUCCCUUUGGACCCCUAGCAAUAUUUAUCAUUGCCAGAAAACAAAAGGAAACGAAGAACAAUGAACUGUGGUUAAGGAAUCACAAUUAGGAAUAUAAACCAUGGGUCUUGAUCACAUUUACAUGCUUACUUGAAAUAAAUUCAUGAAAAUUAAUUGCAAGUCUUUGCAUAAAUGUGAGAGAUCAAGAGCAUGAAUGCUGGAGAUUGAGUAAUUUUGUGGGGCAAAUGAGAGGAUUGAACCAUAAACAGAGACAGAAACGGUGGUGCAUGAGAGUGGAGACCUUAGGAACGAGACAGUGUCCAAAAUCAGAAUUGAAAAGCUGCAUGAAUGACAACGCAUAAACCACAGCCUGUUUACAGACGCUUGACCAUUUCUGUUCAGUUACGAGACCCCUAGUCACCCAACAGGACUUCCUUUCCACCAGAGCACAGUGCAUUGAUUCUGCUUUUGUCAGUACCCUUUUGGACUUUUUCAAAGCUGUUUUAUCUGCUCCUUUUUCCCUCUUUUCCUUGCUAGCUAGGCAAUCCCUUUGGAACAUGGCACUCCUGUCACAAUGGCCUUACUGACAUUUUAAUCAUCUGUAUCGCGUUUUCUAAUCUUACCGGUAUAAAAUACACUCUCCCCAUCAACGCCCACUAACUCAUUCACUCUCAAAACUUCUUGGCUACUCUAACAAUCUAACUAAGAUGGUUAUUGCGAAGUAUCCCUCGGUCUGCCUUCCUCUGGCCUUUGCUUUACUUCUUUGUCUUGCUGUUUCUACAGAGUCACAAUCCUAUGGCCAUGGAGGAAACCAGGACCAGAUCAGGGCAGAUGAUGUUCAGAGCAGGUGGUGCAUUGCUAAACCAUCGGCAUAUAAUUUUGAGCUUUUGCGCAACAUAGAUUAUAGCUGUGGGCAAAAUGGAGUGGACUGCGGGCAAAUUCAACCAGGUGGUGGCUGCUUUCGUCCAGACACUGCCUUUGGACAUGCCUCCUACGCUAUGAAUCUCUUCUUCAAGGCUGCAGGAAAGCACCCAUGGGAUUGCCAUUUCAAUGGUACUGGCAUUGUUGUUACUCAGGACCCAUCCUUUGGUACCUGCACCUAUCCCCUGUAAUGCUAAGAGAUCAGCUCGAGACAAGAAGGGUCUUCAUGUUUAUUAGUAGUUUGAAUAAUUUUUCAUUAAAGGAUCCAAAAUUAUGAUUUCCCAUCUUGUAAUGGGUAAAAGAGAGACAAUCUCGUUUUGUGAAACGACGAUGAAUGGUGUCAAUGCAUUCCUUUGACUUCGACUA